Messenger RNA from Cyclopterus lumpus (lumpfish), 1007 nucleotides. RefSeq names its product pituitary tumor-transforming gene 1 protein-interacting protein. Gene Ontology annotation, cellular component: nucleus; cytoplasm. The record is from RefSeq and is a predicted model, not a curated record. Gene Ontology annotation, biological process: protein import into nucleus. The transcript has 7 exons. The coding region runs from base 67 to 609 and encodes 180 amino acids. Lineage: Eukaryota; Metazoa; Chordata; Actinopteri; Perciformes; Cyclopteridae.
GUGACAGCAGCGGUAGAACCACAGCAGUGUUUACCGACCACCGCGGUGCAGCUUCAAAGCUCAACAAUGGGGCGCGUGAGAACAUGGACCGCUUCGGCGUUCGUCGGCGCCGUGGUGCUGUGCGUUAGCUUCGUUAGCUUGGGGGAGUGCACCACGACUUCACCGCCGACCCCCUGCUCUGCCCACAAGGACUGCAGCACCUGUGCUCCAGAUGUCAGGUGUCUGUGGUGCUUCACCACCAACAACUGCACAGACUACCCAGUGAGCUGGUUGCUGCCUCCGCACUCAGUGUGCAAGCUGUCCGAGGCCCGUUGGGGAGCGUGCUGGUUGAACUUUCAAGACCUGCUCAUUACCCUCGGUUUCCUGGCUGGAGCCAUCUUCAUCGGCAUUAUUGUCUGCUGCUGCUGCUGCUGCUGCUACUACUCCAAGAAGAGGAGCACAAGGCCUGCUGACGGAGAUGAGAACAUAUUUGACAGGAAGAGAGAGGAGUUCCGAAGGCGCGCUGAUGAGUGGAACGAGGAGAGACUGGCGAGACACGAACAUAUCCGCAAGAAGUACGGUCUGAUGAAUGACCCGGACCACCCGUACAGCAAGUUUGAGAACGAGUAGAGCGGCUGCUCCGGACCUUCAGCCCGAGCACCGACGCGCUGAGGAGCCGUCGCUCAGUGACACGACUCGGACACAAAUCACCAUCUCACCCUUUUCAAACAAUAGCCAAUCAGAGGGUGGGGAGGGGAGGGGGGAGGGGGCUCGGCUCGGCUCUUGAUUCUGGCUGAGGAUGCAGCGACGUUGCUUCGGAUGGAUGAUUUUCAAACAUUACUGCAGAGUUCUUUUGUCUUCUGAAAUGUCCUCCUCCGCGUUUUCUUUUUUCAUUUUUUUUUUUUUUUAAAUAUUAGAAGUUUAAUAUCCGUCUUUGCAUUUUGUAUAUACAGUAUUGAUUUAUGGAAUCCGAAAUAACAAUUUUACCGCAGAUGUGACGCGACAAAAUAAAUUCCUUUCUCUUUUAA